Molecule: messenger RNA, 2902 nt
Organism: Hemicordylus capensis (graceful crag lizard)
Lineage: Eukaryota; Metazoa; Chordata; Lepidosauria; Squamata; Cordylidae
Product: claudin-16-like
Exons: 6
Coding region: 1052-1618 (188 amino acids)
Biological process (GO): cell adhesion; bicellular tight junction assembly
Cellular component (GO): bicellular tight junction; plasma membrane
Molecular function (GO): structural molecule activity
Source: RefSeq, a predicted model, not a curated record
GGCCCGCCCCCCGCCCUACCCAAGAUGUUUGGAUCUAACUCCCCCCCCCUUUGUUUCCGCAGCAGCUUCUCUGACUCCCGCCCGGCUAGAUUUGGGAUCUGACCCCACCCCCACCCCAAUUCCAAGGAGAGCAGCCCCCAGAGCCCCCGAUUCAAACCGCUGCGGUGGGGCGAGAGCAGAGAUUAUCCUCGGCUGCCCCUCUCUUUGGGGACGCCCCCGCCCAGGUUCAGCCGCUUCCCAAGCUGAGUCGGAGUCAAGAGGCUUUAAUAACCGACAGCGGGAGGGAGGGCGGAGGAUCGUGCCCCAACAGCAGCGCCUUCCUCGGAUUCGGCAAAAGAUUCCUUCACAGCGGCACAAUCCUCCCCUCUCUCUCUUAACACACACACACACGCACACACAGUUAGCAUUCCUAGCACGCCUGGCGACCCCCACAACCAACCGCACACGUGUCCAGGUCAGGAGAAAGCUGAAGAGGGCCCCUGGUGCCGCCCCCGGCGGCCCCCCGCAGAGUCUCUCUCCUCCUAGGGCUCACACGAGCACCCUCAGCCUCAGUCCACCACCUGGCCUCAGGACGCCUCCGCUUCUUCCAUUUACACGUGCCCAAGGCCGCCCCGCCUUCCAGUCCCCCACGCAGCGAAGGCAACCUUCUCCGCAGGCCGGCGAGGAAUCAGCUGGGAACUUGCGGGAAGGAAGGAGGCAAGCGGGGGAGGGAGGCGGAGGCAGCCGUGGGGACGGGCUGAUCGGCCUCUGGGUUCCUCGGAGGCUGGGACCCUGGCAGGCACCCGUGGGCGUGAAGGAGCAGCUGCCCAACAAGGCAAGCCUCCAGCAGAUCAUCGGCGUUCUGGUUCCGCGGAGAAGGUGAGCGGAGAAGAAUACUCUCUGAAGAAAGGAAAACCUAUGUUUCUGAAAGGCAUCUAAGAAGAUAAAAGAUUGCCUUCUUCCUGGAUCAGGCCGUGCCGGAUGCAUCCAGCCCUGUUACCCAGAUGCCACCAAGAAGUUCACAAAGAGGCGUUAAAGGCAAUGGCCUCCCUCAUCCUGUGGUUUGUGCCCAAUGCCAGUUAAUUCAAAGGUGAACAGUAAGGGCUCCGUGGUGCUCAGCGUGCGCUGCCGUGGCCUGUGGGGUGAAUGUGUGUGGGAUAAAUUUGUCAAGCUCUGGACCUGCGAUGUCUUCAGCUCUUACCUCAAUCCACAUCCUGCAGCCAUCGUUGUCACCAGAGCCUCCCUCAUCACAGCAGCCAUCACCAGCGCCGGCGCCUUCCUCUGCCUCUUGAUGGGAUGCCGGCACUUCGGGGGCUGCCAGGAGCCCCCCAGCAAGCGGCGCUGUCUCUGGCUCUCUGUGGGAUUCUACCUCUUGGCAGGCCUUUUGUCCUGUGUCGGAGUAGCCCGAUACUGCGUGUACGUGUUCUCCCAGCACCAGUACGAGGUCUCUCUGCGCAUCCCUGGAUUCCCGAGCUUUGAGUACGGAUACUCCCUGUGGAUGGCUGUCGCAGGCAACCUGGCUGCCAUCACUGCAGCCAUCACUUCAUACCACCAAGUUGUACUCAGCAAGGCUCCCGAUACAAGCCCAGCCACGGAGCCUGCUGGGAAUGGCAUCCGGACCACCCACACCUAUGUGUGAGGGAGGGGAUGUUCUCGCCGUAGUCUGUGGCACUGGAAUCAAGGCACCGCUGGCAGAUAUUAGGGGUUGUUUUAUGCAUCCGAUCUAACAGGUCUUGUGGCUAAUUUCAUGGGAGGCCUGUGGAAACAAACAUAGCAUGCUACUUCUUCUGGGCUGGGGCUUGUCCUCACAUCCACUGGGACCUUGGAGAUGCUCAGAGAAAGCUCAUUCUGAUGUCAGAAACCAGACUCUGGGCAGCAUUAGUGACAUGCACACAUUUUGGUUGAUUACUGCAGGCAAAUGUAUAGACCCUUGCAAUUUAAUAUACUAUUGGAAUAUAUAUAGGGGCAUAAGAAGCUGCCUCCUACCGAGUCAGACCAUUGGGUCAUCUAGCUUAGCAUUGUCUACUCUGACUGGCAGCAGCUCUCUAAAGUUUGAGGCAGGGGCCUUUCCCAGCCCUACCUGGAGAUGCUGCCAGGGAUUGAUCCUGAGACUUUCUGCAUGCCAAGCAGAUGCUCUGCCACUGAGCUACGGCCCCUAGGGGUGUGCACGAACCGGUUCGUCGGAGGCCCUUUUACGGGCCUCCGAACCGGUUUGAAUGUCUGGCAGUUUGGUAUGUAUGGGAAACAAACUAUGGUAUGUUUCCCAUAGUCUGGGAGACAUCCCAGCGGGGAUUCAAACCAGCAACCUCUGGCCAUUUCCCAAUAUUGCCCAUUGAUCUUAGGACCAUCUUCUGGGAUGGAACCCAAAGCAAAAUGCCACAGACCUGGAGGGAAAGUUCCAAACUGCAGUUCAAUGGAAAUAUAAACAAAACUUUGUAUAUCCGAAACUUUGUACAUGUGUGUGGCAACAUAUGAGAAAUAUUAAUGAUGUAAAAGAUUUUGAAUCAGUUAAAGGUUACCAAGCUAAUCCAUUUCAAUGAUGUUUUCCCGAAGAAAGUUUCUUGGUUUCAAAUGUAAUCAGCUCAGCUAAUAAGAAAUAAAAAAGACCGCUCAGAUUUUCUUCAGUAUUGCUUGAUGCAUUGCCGUAUAUAUUUGCUCUGGAGUUAUUUUCUGCAUGUAUCCAAACAAACCUCUUUGUUAUAAUACUGUUUAUUCCUGAUUAUUCAUAUGUCUUUCCUUGCUGUGUGUUUGUAUACUGUGAAAUGCAAGUGUUUCAAAACAAAACAUGGCAAAUAUGCAACACAAUAAAAAUGUUUAGUGUUUCAGUUACGUUCCUAAACAUGGCAGACCACAUUAGGUUGAAAUACUCACAGUUACCAUCAGUCAUAGAACUGCAGGAGCGUUGUGUUGUAUAACCCAGCAC